AUGGCGACAGGCGCUCAAACAUGGACCGAAGAUUACGUAGAGGUCGCAGGCACGAAGCUCCAACUGGUUAAAGGAGGGAGUGGCGACCCGUUACUAUUACUCCACGACGAGUUGGGCCACUACGGUCUGCGUAGAUAUCAAGAAGCCCUGGCCCAGGAUUACACGGUUUACAUUCCUUCCCACCCCGGAUUCGGCGGGACCGAGCGCCAGGAAUGGAUCAUGAACAUUCGUGAUCUGGCCGGCUGGUACCUGGAAGCCAUCGAAGACCUGGGGCUGGAGCAGGUCAAUUUGGCCGGAUUCUCGCUGGGCGGCUGGCUGGCCGCGGAGAUGGCCACGAUGUCGCCCAACCUGUUCAAAAAGCUGGUUUUGGUGGGCCCCGCUGGUAUCAAGCCACCCACCGGUGAGAUAUUCGACAUGUUCCUGGCGGUGGCGAAGGAUUAUCUGACGGCAGGCUUCCAUGACCCGGAUAAUACUCCGGAGUUCCGGCACGUUUGCCCCGACGAACCCACCGCGGAAUUGAACGAGGAGUGGGACGUGGCUCGUGAAGAGGCUUGCCGGUUGAGUUGGCGGCCUUAUAUGUACUACCCCGGUCUCCCCAAUCUGCUCCACAGGCUCAAGAGCCUGCCUACCCAGAUUAUCUGGGGGCGCGAAGAUAACAUAGUGCCCAUCAGCGCCAGCCAGGUGUAUCACGAUUCGAUUCCGGGUUCCCGUGUGAGCGUGCUCGAAAAUUGCGGUCACCACCCCGAACUGGAAAAAACCGACGAAUUCGUGGCUUUGGUCAAGGGAUUCCUGUCGUCUUAA
This is a messenger RNA of Geodia barretti, 801 nucleotides long. Lineage: Eukaryota; Metazoa; Porifera; Demospongiae; Tetractinellida; Geodiidae. The record is from the annotation of a GenBank genome assembly.